Messenger RNA from Pyricularia grisea, 743 nucleotides. RefSeq lists its product as uncharacterized. Lineage: Eukaryota; Fungi; Ascomycota; Sordariomycetes; Magnaporthales; Pyriculariaceae. Gene Ontology annotation, cellular component: cytosol. Bases 195 to 572 code for a protein of 125 amino acids. The transcript is spliced from 3 exons. The record is from RefSeq and is a predicted model, not a curated record.
CGUCAAGGAGCUACCAUUCCGGGUGACGGUCUACCUCAAAGCUAUAUUAUAUCCUUCCUCAGCACCCCAUCCCUUUGUUUUUGGUCGUAAUCCAAUCCAUUAUCCAUCUCGCCAAUCGAUCUGAUCAUACCACAAAAACCACAGACACAUCUCCCAUAAAUUAUACACCUAUCCACAUCUAACCCUCACCAACCAUGUCUGUUGCCAGCGACAAGUUCCCCGCCUCGGCCGUCUUUGACGCGCUCAACUCCAUCCUGUCCGACCCGGAGACCAAGAAGGAUGCCAUGAAGACCGGCAAGGGCGUUUACGCCUUCACCCUUAAGAACUCUGCUGGCGAGACUGAGAGCUGGCACAUUGACCUGAUGGAGAAGGGUCAGGUUGGCAAGGGUCUCGGCAACAAGCCCAAUGUCACUUUGGCCAUGAACGACGAGGACUUGGCUGCUAUGGCUAUGGGUCAGGCCAACGCCCAGAAGCUCUUCAUGAGCGGAAAGCUCAAGAUCAAGGGUGACAUCAUGAGGGCGACCAAGCUGGAUGGCAUCAUGAAGAAGGCUCAGUCCAAGGCCAACUUGUAAAUGCGUGCUGCGUCGCGCGUUGCUAUUUUUACUGUAUAUUGACGAAAAACCAAAGUCUACGAAUUUUUUUUUCUUAUUUUACGAUAGGUCUGAAAUGACCGUUUGCUUUGAUGGGUCGUAACCGGAUUGAAACUAUCAUCUCAGUGUGAAUGUUGUAUAUCAUUGCCCCAA